Molecule: messenger RNA, 5020 nt
Organism: Symphalangus syndactylus (siamang)
Lineage: Eukaryota; Metazoa; Chordata; Mammalia; Primates; Hylobatidae
Gene: MAGEF1
Product: MAGE family member F1
Biological process (GO): negative regulation of transcription by RNA polymerase II
Cellular component (GO): nucleus
Source: RefSeq, a predicted model, not a curated record
UUUUGAGGUAUGAUUCAUACACUAUGAAAUGCAUACCUGGCUGGGCAUGGUGGCUCACGCCUAUAAUCCCAGCAUUUUGGGAGGCUGAGGCUGGCAGAUCACUUGAGGUCAAGAGUUUGAGACCAGCUUGGCCAACAUGGUGAAACCCCGUCUCUACUAAAAAUACAAAAAUCAGCCAGGUGUGGUGGCAGGCACCUGUAAUCCCAGCUACUUGGGAGGCUGAGGCAAGAGAAGCACUUGAACCUGGGAGUCAAGGGUUGCAGUGGCAGGGGUUGCAGUGAGCUGAGAUUGUGCCAUUGCACCACUCCAGCCUGGGUAACAGAGUGAGACCCUGUCUCAAAAGAAAAGAAAAGAAAUGCAUAGCUAUUAAGUGUACAGUUUGACAAGUUUUGACAAAUGUAUACCUACAUCCAAAUCAAGACACAGAACAUUGCCAUCACCACCGAAUGUUCCUGGAUACCCCUUUCUAGUCAACACCACCACAGGCCUCCACUGUCCUAUUUCUAUCACUGUAGAUUAGCUUAUCCUGCCUUGAACAUCAGAUAAAUGGAAUCGUAUUAUAUGUAUAAUCUUUUGUAUCUUUCUUCCGUCACUCAACAUAUCUGCCAGACUCAUUCACAUUGUGUCAGUAGUUUGUUCCUUCUUAUGAGUAGUACUGUCAUUUAUUCAGUUCUUAAAAUCCAGCCCUAUUACCACAGAUUUGUCCCUCAAAAUUCUUUUCAUUUAAUAUAUCUUCUGCAUGCUCCUUUCCAUGCAUAUAUCUCCUGCAUAUCUCCCUGGCAAUCCUUGUAGUGAGGAAAAUAUGUAAGUGGACUAUUUUAUCUCUAGCACUGUCCUUUUAGGUAUGGGUGGCUCUCUCUACCUUCAGGAAAAACAGAUAACCAGGCAGUCUUGCUUCAGAGUUUACAUAUCUGGGUUUUCAUUUCUUGUCUAGCACUUAACAGAUGGGUGGUUUGGGGCAGGUGAUUUAACCUCUCUGUGACUGUUUUCCCAUUUGUAAAUGUGGAUAAUAAUACCUUCUUAAUAGGGAUUUGUGAGGAGUAAAUUAUAUUGUACAUAAAAUGUUUGGCACAAUGAAAACUACUAAUAGCCUCGAGCUCGGCUAUAAUAAACAUCCUCUCCUGCUUCAUUCACAUACUUCCAGGUUUGUAAGUCAUAUGAUACAAAUGGGUAUAUAUUUUCAAAAGUUUUUAAAAGGAACAUUUCAUAUUUCGAUUUAGAAAAGUCUGUCAGAUAUUUACUUAAAAUAAGUAACUGUUAUUUCCUAGGGAAAAAGGUAAAGCCUUCUGCCGUUUAUUCAUUGGCAAUUAUAUAUCGAGUAUUGACUAUGAGAAGCUCUUCAAAAGAGUUAAAAACAUAGCCCCAGCUUUUAGGAUGUUUGGUUUGGGGGAGGGUAAUAAGAUAAGCACAACAAAUUAUAAUACAAAGUAUAGUAAAUGAUAAUAAUAAGAAUUAACAUCUAUGAAUGCAGUGGUUAAGAGCAUGGUCUCUGGAGUAAUACUAUAUGGGUUCACAUCCCAGCUGUAUGAUGUUGGGCAAGUUACUUAACCUCCUUGUGUGUAACCUCACCUGGAAAAUGAGGCUAAUAAUACCACUUACCUAGCAGGGCUACAGUAUCAGAAAAAAGUGGUCCAGGGUGUUUGAGCAUCCUGUGCAAGGUCACAGAAUGGGUGAGUACUGACCUGGUUCAGUGCUUUGUCCCAGGACACCUCCUCUGCAUCUCCACAGAGUGCUAGGCAUUCCAGGACAGUUCAUCUUGCGAUUCUAAUACUGUAUAUUGCAUAUAAAAAUAUGCAAUAAUUAACAGCUAACAUUUAUUGAAUAUCAAUAUGUACCAAGUACUGUGUUAAAUGCUUAUGUGCAUUACUUCACAUAAUCUCCACAAUGCUGUUACUACUGUUAUACUCAUUUUACUGAUAAGGUAACGGAAGGGCAGAAGUUUAGGUAACUUGCCCAAGAUUACAUAGCUAAUAAGUAGCAAACUGUGUCACAGAAAAGAUACAAUCAUCUAUAAAAUGGGGAUGAUGGUAUUAGUACCUACAUUAGUGAGAAUCCGAUGAAUUAAUAUUUGAAAAGUGCUUAGAACAGAGCCUGGCACCUAAUGAGUCCUAUAUACAUGGAUGUUAACAAAUUGCUAAGGUGAUUCAGAGAUGACAGUAAAUAACUUCUAUGCAUGGUGACUAAGGAAGGCUUGGGAAGGUGAUGUUUAAACUGGGCCCUGAAUAGUGGACAGGAUUUGGAGAAAUGGAGGUGAUGGAGAGGGCAUUUCUGACAGGGAAGGAAGGGAGGGAGGCGGGAAGGAAGGAAGGAAGGAAGGAAGGAAGGAAGGAAGGAAGGAAGGAAGGAAGGAAGGGAGGGAGAGAGAGAGGGAGGAAGAGAGGCAGGAAGGGAAGGAGGGAAGGGAGGGAGGAAGAAGAGGAGGGAGGAAGGAAGAAGAGGAGGAAGGAAGGAAGGAGGGAAGGAAAGAAGGAAGGAAGGAGCAAGAAGCAGAAGAAAGCUCAGAGUGUGUAAAAAGAGAAAAAAGAAAUACGUGGGAGUAGUCAAAUUUGACUUGGGCAAAAAAAAAAAAAACCUUCCCCUUUCUUUCAACCAGUCCCUAUUCCUGCUGUACUUCCUCAGUAUUUUCCUCUUAUCCCCAUGGAAUCUGCUGUCCUUACUCCCUCAUCAUAAUGAUCCAUUGAAUAUUUAUUGAGUUCCUCUCUGUGUCAGGCACUGCUCUAGCCACCGAGGAUACACCCCACUAAAUAGGCCAGGUCCCAGUUCCUAGUUUGCACUAUAAUAAUCCUCCAAACUGGAUUCUAGCUUUUAGCCGGCCGAACUCCAAUUUGUCUUCCACAAUACCGCCAGAACAUAAAGACAUAGAUCUGGUCUGGACACUCACUUGCUUAAAUCCCGCUGCAGUAUUUUCUUUACGUCCAGAAUAAAUUUCAAUCUCCCUAGCAUCCUUUACCAAUUGGCUCGCACAGUCUUACCUCGCAGGCUUCACCGUGCUCUCUGCACUAGAGCCACGGCAAAGCGCUGAAAAUCCGAGAUACACACACUUACAAACAGGCACUUGCAGAAAGAACGUGGGUGGCACUCCAUCCCUAUUUCAUCCCUUGUACACUGAAACAUUCCCCAGUCUGCAUGCCUUGGAUGGGAGAGUCCUGGUUACAUUCCCCCGCCCCCGACUUUUCAAGCCUAAAAUCCGGCACAGGGUGCACCCCCCGUCCCCACCCUCCAGGGCACUUCCACUUAUAGCAGCCCGGGCACACCCCCAACCCAGAAGGGACCGGAAAAGGAGGGGCUUCGUGCGGCACUAGGGUCGCCAUCCUGGCUGAGGUGGCCGGAAGUGGCCCCUCGCGCGGGCGCGGACUGAGGCUGCGCGCCGCAAGUCCCGGCUGCUGGCGGCGUUGCGGCCGCAGGUUUGACUCCCGUGCGGUGCCGCCCAGCAGCCACAAAGCUCCCGCUGCCGUUGCUCCUUGUACUCCCACCGCCACAGCCGCUGUCCGACCCCUCCCCCGGGGCUUGCGCGGCGGCUCCCACACCCCUCGGCCCGGGUACGCGCUGUGCACCUGCCUGCCCGAAAACAUGUUGCAGACACCAGAGAGCAGGGGGCUCCCGGUCCCGCAGGCCGAGGGGGAGAAGGAUGGCGGCCAUGAUGGUGAGACCCGCGCCCCGACCGCCUCGCAGGAGCGCCCCAAGGAGGAGCUUGGCGCCGGGAGGGAAGAGGGGGCUGCGGAGCCCGCCCUCACCCGGAAAGGCGCGAGGGCCUUGGCGGCCAAAGCCUUGGCAAGGCGCAGGGCUUACCGCCGUCUGAAUCGGACGGUGGCGGAGUUGGUGCAGUUCCUCCUGGUGAAAGACAAGAAGAAGAGUCCCAUCACACGCUCGGAGAUGGUGAAAUACGUUAUUGGAGACUUGAAGGCUCUGUUCCCCGACAUCAUCGCAAGGGCCGCAGAGCAUCUGCGGUAUGUCUUUGGCUUUGAGCUGAAACAGUUUGACCGCAAGCACCACACUUACAUACUGAUCAACAAACUGAAACCUCUGGAGGAGGAGGAGGAGGAUCUGGGAGGAGAUGGCCCCAGAUUGGGUCUGUUAAUGAUGAUCCUGGGCCUUAUCUAUAUGAGAGGUAAUAGCGCCAGGGAGGCCCACGUCUGGGAGAUGCUGCGUCGGUUGGGGGUGCAACCCUCAAAGUAUCAUUUCCUCUUUGGGUAUCCGAAGAGGCUUAUUAUGGAAGAUUUUGUGCAGCAGCGAUAUCUCAGUUACAGGCGGGUGCCUCACACCAAUCCACCGGAAUAUGAAUUCUCUUGGGGUCCCCGAAGCAACCUGGAAAUCAGCAAGAUGAAAGUCCUGGGGUUCGUGGCCAAGCUGCAUAAGAAGGAACCCCAGCACUGGUCAGUGCAGUACCGUGAGGCCCUAGCAGACGACGCCGACAGGGCCAGAGCCAAGGCCAGAGCUGAAGCCAGUAUGAGGGCCAGGGCCAGUGCUAGGGCCGGCAUCCACCUCUGGUGAGGGUUGGUGAAAAGUUGGCCAGUGGGUGCCCGUGAGGACGAGCUACUGUCCUGAGUCAUAAGUAAUAUAGGUGGGGCGAGGGUCUUAUUUCUGUAGAAAUCGUGUGACCUUAAGGAUUUAGAUUUUGUAUGUUUUGUUACAUUUAAAAAUUACUGUUAAAAUGCUGUUUGUAAAUGAGAUUGGUCUACUUUUUCCUGUAGGAUUUUGUUGUAGAGUUUUACUGGUUUUGUAAAAUGGAUUGAAGAACUUUGUAUUUAUACUGUGAUUUUGAACAGAUUAUGCAACAUUGGAAGGAAGGCUGUACUUUGAUGGUUUGAAGGAACUCGACAGUAUGAUGAUCUGGUUCCAGGGGAAAAAAAUAGCUGAUUGGUGUCUAGCCCCCCAACACUUUUGUCUGUUGUGUAUAAAAGAAGAAAGACUGGCAUGUACCUCCAUUUGCUUAGCUGUUUGAGUAUCUAGAGAAAAAUUAAAAUGCAAUGAGUUAGCAGUAUACCCUGGUACACUUAAUAAAUUAAACAUUUGUGGAGCA